AUGAAAAUUUAUUCUUGGGGAUCAGGAAAUUUAGGACAAUUAGGUAUUGGUAAUACUGAUGAUAGUGUUAGUACACCAACUUUAGUUUUACCACCAGAUGGUAAAAAAGAUUAUGAAAUUGUCAAUGAUAUAGUUGGCGGAGGUUGUCAUUCAAUGAUGAUUAUUGAUAAUGGAGAUCUAUAUACAUUUGGUUCAAAUGAUAGUGGUCAAUUAGGAAUAAAUUCAAAUGAACAACAACAACAACAACAACAACAACAACAACAACAACAACAACAACAACAACAACAACAACAACAACAACAAUAUCAAACAAUUCCAACAAUAUUAAAUUACUUUAAAAUAAACUCAAUUAAAAUAAAAAAUUGUUCAGGAGGAUGGGCACAUAGUUUAGCAUGUGAUAAUAAUGGAAAUAUUUAUUCAUGGGGUUCAAAUAGUCAUGGUCAAUUGGGUAUAGAUACAACUUGUUCCUUAAAUUCAACUUUAUCAACAUCAAAUAAUAAAAAUAAUAAUAAUAAUAAUAAUAAUAAUAAUAAUAAUAAUAAUAAUAAUAAUAAUAAUAAUAAUAAUAAUAAUAAUAAUAAUAAUAAUAGUGGUGGAGUUAUUAAAAAAAAAAUUGUAUUAAAGAAAAAGAAAGUUGAAAGAAAGAAUUUAAAUGAACCAAAGUUAAUUGAAAUUUUAUUUAAUAAUAAAAUUAGAAUAGUUAGUGUAUCAUGUGGAAUGAGACAUUCAAUUGCUUUAUCAAGUGAAAAUGAUGUAUACGGUUGGGGUUGUAAUAAAUUUGGUCAAUUAUCAAAUUUAAUUGAUGGAAAUAGUUUAAAGAGUAAUAAUAAUAAUAAUAAUAUCAAUGAUAUUGCUGAUCCAAUGGUUCAAGAUUCACCAAAAUUAAUUAAUUUUAAAAAUGAAAUUAAAAUCAUUCAAAUUUCAUGUGGAUUUCAGCAUACUCUUUUAUUGGAUAUUAAUUUUAAAAAUGUAUUAUCAUUUGGUCAAAAUAAAUUCGGACAAUUAGGUAAUGGUAAUUUCAUUGAUCAAUCAAAUCCUUGUGUGAUUGAUAUUUCAUCAUUUAUAUUACCAACUUCUACAUCAAAAUCAUUAAAUGAUAUUAAAAUAAAAGAGAUACAAUGUGGUUGGAGUAAUAGUUGUUUAUUGACGAACCAAGAUAAAUUAUAUAUAUGUGGUCGUGGUGAGUAUGGUAUUUUAGGUGAUAAUAGAGAUCUAUCACUUGAUAAUAGUAAUUCAAAUCAAUUUAAACUAUUAAAUAGCGAAUCUUUUAAUGAAAAUAAAAUUAAAAACUUUUCAAUUGGUUCUGAGCAUAUCUUAAUUCAAGUUUAUUCAAAUGAUAAUAAUAAUAAUAAUAAUAAUAAUAAUAAUAUAUAUUCAUUUGGUUGGAAUGAACAUUAUCAAUUAGGUCUUUGUGAACCAAUUAUAAUUGGUAAAGAUGGUGAUAAUAAAUCAUUUCCACAACUAUUACCUUCAAUCAAAGGAAAUGAUAAAAGUUUAGUUAAAGCAGGUGGAGGAAAUUCAUUUUUUAUUUUACCUUGA
Messenger RNA from Dictyostelium discoideum AX4, 1539 nucleotides. RefSeq names its product regulator of chromosome condensation domain-containing protein. The transcript has 2 exons. Lineage: Eukaryota; Evosea; Eumycetozoa; Dictyosteliales; Dictyosteliaceae. Bases 1 to 1539 code for a protein of 512 amino acids. The record is from RefSeq and is a predicted model, not a curated record.